Messenger RNA from Pseudocercospora fijiensis CIRAD86, 1915 nucleotides. RefSeq lists its product as uncharacterized. The annotation marks the transcript as partial. The record is from RefSeq and is a predicted model, not a curated record. Gene Ontology annotation, biological process: cell division. Gene Ontology annotation, cellular component: anaphase-promoting complex. Lineage: Eukaryota; Fungi; Ascomycota; Dothideomycetes; Mycosphaerellales; Mycosphaerellaceae. The transcript has a single exon. Gene Ontology annotation, molecular function: protein binding.
ACACGGUGCCCGCAGUGAGCAGAUCGCUGAAAUUGCUGCUCAGCUGCAGGCGGCGGUCGUAGCCUGCAAUGAGCGAUGCCUGUACUUCGCGGCGAAAUGGUCGGCAGAGCUCUUGAACUCGCUCGCCAGGUUCCCGGAGUCGGACGAGACGUCCGAUGCAGAGCCCGAUGAAGACCACUCAGUCCAGAACGCGCAGCCAGCGAACCGUGAUGCUCGAGACGCUCGGCGAGAGCGGAAAGAGCUUCCGCGCUAUCUCAUGGCCAAGUCUUUCUUCGACUGUCGGGAGUAUGAUCGAUGUGCCGAAGUCUUCCUCCCUGGCCAGCUUCCUCACAGCACUCCAUCAUACCAUGCGGCCUCUCCGACUAAGCUGCAAGCGACGCCUAAGCAGCCCCACUCUGUCCCAGCACGGUCGGUCCCGUCACGGCAACAGUCACUCAAGCAUCAACCUCCGCCCGUGCCCACGAACUUGAGCCAGAAGUCCUUGUUUCUGGGUCUCUAUGCAAAGUAUCUCUCGGGCGAGAAGCGCAAGAACGAGGACUCCGAAGCAAUUCUUGGACCUCACGAUGGACCUUCGACCGCUAACAAGGAAGUCUCCAGCAUCGCCGCUAUCCUCGAAGAGUACUUUGCUGCUCGUGGCGGCCUCGAGGAGACGGGCAAUUCGCAAGGCUGGCUGGACUAUCUGUAUGGCAUCAUCUUGAUCAAGUCCAAGUCUGAGGAUCUUGCCAAGCAGUGGCUGCUUCGAAGCGUCAACAUCAAUCCUUUCAACUGGUCGGCGUGGCUUGAACUGGCCUCACUGGUGGAAAAUGAGGAGAUUUUGCACCAGCUCAACCAGCAUGUGCCCCGAAACAUCAUGUCAUUUUUCUUCACCAUCCAUUGCAAGCAGGAGCUCUUCGUCCAAGACGAUGAUACCUACCGUAUGCUGGCCCAGAUGCAGGAAAUAUUCCCGCAUUCACCCUGGCUCCAGCAGCAGAAGGCCUUGCUUCACUAUCACGCAAAGGACUACCAUGCCGCAGCCGAGCUUUUCGAUCAUCUACUGCGACGUCAUCCACAUCGCCUGGACAGUAUGGAGAUUUACAGCAAUCUUCUAUACAUUCUCCCUAAUCGUCCAAAGCUUGCAACGCUAGCAGCUAUGGCAAGUGACACGGACAAAUUUCGACCCGAAACGAACUGCAUUCUGGGAAACUACUACAGUUUAAUCGCCGAGCACGAGAAGGCAGUCCUUCACUUUCGACGUGCUCUGGCCUUGGAUCGCAAUUUCCAGACGGCAUGGACGUUAAUGGGUCACGAAUACAUCGAGCUCAAAAAUCACCAGGCGGCUAUCGAAUCAUAUCGUCGUGCUGUGGACAUCAAUCGUAAAGACUAUCGAGCAUGGUAUGGACUCGGACAGGGCUACGAGAUGCUCGAAUGCUGGAGCUAUAGCUUGUUCUACUAUCAGCGAGCUGCUGCACUGUAUGGCGCCGACCCAAAGAUGUGGUCCGCAGUUGGCCAUGCUUACAGCAGAUGCGGCAAGAACGCGAACGCCAUCCAAGCACUGAAACGUGCUCUCAUCGCCGGGAGCCAGAUCGAUCCAAGUGCGAGCUUCGGUAGUACGGGAUCAGACCCAUUGGCACUUGCAGUUGGAGGGGCUCUUGAUUGCGGCAUUCUGUACGACAUUGCUCUUCUAUACGAGAAGGAAAGCAAUUGGGAAGAGGCUGCAGCAUUCAUGGAGCUCUGUCUAGCGCAAGAGGAGGGCGCCGAGGAGGGCGAAGAGGGCAUCGGCGUUACUCAGGUCACCAGUCGAGCACGUCUCUGGCUGGCAAGAUGGGGCUUCAGCUGUGGCGACUGGCCUCGUGUGAUGGAGUUGGCCAACGAGCUUCAGCAGGACGGAGUCGAAGUGGAGGAAGCCAAAGGACUGCUUAGAGACGCGCGCGGAAGG